This is a messenger RNA of Plenodomus lingam JN3, 450 nucleotides long. RefSeq lists its product as uncharacterized. Lineage: Eukaryota; Fungi; Ascomycota; Dothideomycetes; Pleosporales; Leptosphaeriaceae. The record is from RefSeq and is a predicted model, not a curated record. Gene Ontology annotation, cellular component: membrane.
AUGAGCCGGAACCCAAACGCACAGAUUGUAAACCUAUCGAGCGCUGCUUCUGCGUUGGCCUUCUACAGUACUGCACUGCAGGCGCAGUUCCGUGCUGUGGAAACAGUUUCUGAUAUCGAUACCCUCGCCUCAUCGUACCUGGAGGCUGUCCGUGGCGGGGACAAGUCGCAAGAGGAAAGUGGAUGGGGUACCGGUCCGCGCAGCUACUCAGUUAGUAAAGCGUGUGUGAAUGCGCUGACGGUGGUGUUGGCGCGCUUGUAUCCGGGCGUGUGUGUGAAUUGCUGUUGUCCGGGGUGGAUGGAUACGGAUAUGGGGAGGCAGGGGCCGCUGCCUGGGGAUCCAGCAAAGACGGUGGAGGAGGGGGCGAGGAUACCGGUUAGGUUUGCGGUGGGGGAUUUGAGUGCAGGGAAUGAUGAGGAUGGUGGGGUGGGAAGGGAAGGAGAGGGUUAG